Labeo rohita (rohu) is the source of this 4116-nucleotide messenger RNA. Its product is annotated as protocadherin gamma-C5-like. Gene Ontology annotation, biological process: homophilic cell-cell adhesion. Lineage: Eukaryota; Metazoa; Chordata; Actinopteri; Cypriniformes; Cyprinidae. The transcript has a single exon. The coding region runs from base 1068 to 3524 and encodes 818 amino acids. Gene Ontology annotation, cellular component: plasma membrane. The record is from RefSeq and is a predicted model, not a curated record. Gene Ontology annotation, molecular function: calcium ion binding.
CACAGAAUCAUAAUUUAGCACCACUGUUGGUUGAUUAAGGUCGAUAUAUUGUUGAAAAUUAGUAUUAUGGCCUGGAGCCACACAUCAUAUUGUGUAAUACUGCACACGUUUCUAUGUGGGGCUGUGCAUGUGUGUGUGUGUGUGAGAGAGAGAGAAAGAGCUACUGCUGUACAUUUCAGCACCACCCAUUUGGACAGUGGGUAGCAUCUGCGGCCUUUAUUUAUUUUUUUAUUUUUUUAUUAUACAUAUAAAAGCUUAUUUAUUUCUUAACUUCUUUAUUUCUUUAUUUCUCUAUUUCUUUCUUUCUUUCUUUCUUUCUUUCUUUCUUUCUUUCUUUCUUUCAUUUAUCGCCGAAUUAAAUGGCUACAUGGCAAAAGCUGAAGUGUAAAUACUACAGGUUUUACAUACAUACUACAACAUAUUAAAACAUGCAUUUUCAUUAAGUAAAAAAAAACAGCUAUAAUUUAACCUAAUUUAGCACCAACUUAUUAUUAUUAUUAUUGUUGUUGUUAUUAUUAUUAUUAUUAUUAUUAUUAUUUGCAACACUACAAGGGAUUUUCCAAUGCAGCCUCUCCCGUGUAUUGCUAUAGCAUUUUACCCUGCUAUUUAAUUUUCGGGUAAUAACAUGCCCAUUCUUUAUGUUCACAGCAAUUGUUUAUACCUUGUUACUUCAAAUUCUUUUUGCUUACAAAAAUAUUUGCCCUUAUAAUAACCUAUAUCAUGGGUCUGAAAUAUUUUAGAACACAAGUCUCCACUAGAUGCCGUAACACAAACAAAAGAAGGCUGGUUAUGCCUUUAAGAAACAGCAAAGCAUUUAUUGGAUGAGAGAGCCUUGAGCUUAGUACCAAUCGUGCUUCAGACCUUACAAAGGGAUCUACUCCCUCCCCCAGCCAAAGGAGGAGUACAAUGAUGAGAGCUGUAGAGCGAUAGGAAACACGAAAGCUUUAUGAGGCUGAUCCCCGCAACGAGGAUGGGAUGAAUAGUACAUUUUAAAAUGAAGAAUACCAUUCUGUUUUGUGGAUAUAAAUUGACGAUUUGUUGAUGGGAAUAUCAAGUGCAACAGAGAAAUGAGGCACAGGAGGAUCGGAGGGUGGAAAUGGGCAGCGCUUUGGCUGUUCGCUUUCUCUCUAUUGUGGAAUACAACUGGAGCUCAGGUUCGCUACACAAUACCCGAAGAGUUAAAAGAAGGAUCUAUCGUUGGAAAUAUCGCGAUGGAUCUUGGUUUUGACAUCUCAAAUAUCGCCGAGCGUAAGUUACGAAUAGCAUCUGAGUCGAAUAGACAAUAUUUUAGUGUGGAUUUAGGGAAAGGUGAUCUGGUAGUUAAUGGCAGAAUAGACCGAGAGACGCUCUGUGGACAAAGCGCCAGUUGUCUAAUGCCACUGCAGAUCGUUAUUGAGAAUCCACUACAGAUGCACAGCCUUGAGAUAGAAAUACAAGACAUAAAUGACAAUGCACCGAACUUCCACAAUAAACAUGCCACAUUAAAAAUUUCUGAGUUGACUGCUGCUGGCGCACGAUUUACUCUUGAAAGUGCCGAGGAUCUAGAUGUUGGAACUAAUAGCCUGAAAUCUUAUUCACUGAGCAACAACAAUUUUUUCCGUCUAAAUUUAAAAUCAUCUAAAAAUGACAGACUAGUACCAGAAUUAGUGCUUGAUAAACCUUUAGAUAGAGAAAAACAGGCAAUCCACAAGCUAACACUUACAGCUCUAGAUGGCGGUAAUCCAGUAAAAUCUGGCACGUCUGUAUUGGAAAUAACUGUUCAGGAUUUUAAUGACAAUGAGCCAAAAUUUGACGUUGCUGCAUACAAAGCAUCUGUUCUAGAAAGUGUUGGUUUUGGUUCAGUUGUGCUCAAAAUAAAAGCCACUGACUUGGAUGACGGCCUUAAUGGUGAAAUACAGUACUUAUUCGGUGCAAACACGCCUGAUCUCGUAAGAAACGUUUUUAGUGUUAACGCUGAAACCGGUGAAGUCACAGUCACUGGAAAACUAGAUUAUGAGACAACAAAAUCAUAUACGUUUGAUGUUUGUGCUAAAGAUAAAGGGAAUCCAGAGCUGGAGGGGCAGUCAUCGGUUCAGAUAGAUGUCAUAGAUGAGAAUGACAAUCUACCAGAGAUUAUACUGACAUCUUUACCGAGCCCUGUACCUGAAAAUGCAACGGUGGGAACUGUGGUGGCUUUGAUUACCGUCAAAGACCUGGACUCCGGUAAUAAUGGCAAAGUCCAGCUAACUGUCUCCCCGGAUGUUCCAUUUAAAUUGAAACCUUUUCAUAAUCAUUAUGCACUAAUAACUGACUCAUUAUUAGACCGUGAGGCUCAUUCUGAAUAUAACGUAGAAAUACUGGCCACGGACUCAGGUGUUCCGCCCUUAAAAACUGCGAAAACGAUAACUGUGAAAAUACUUGACGUGAAUGACAACCCUCCACUAUUCUCACAGUCCUCAUAUAACGUUCACAUAAACGAAAAUAAUCUGGCAGGCGCAUCACUGUUUUCUGUAAAAGCUUCUGAUACUGACCAGGACAAAAACGCUCUACUUACUUAUUCAAUUCUGGAUACAAAUUCUAAUCAAGUGCCAGCAUCGUCUUAUUUUUAUAUUAAUUCUGAAAAUGGAACAAUUUACUGCAUGAGCACAUUUGAUUAUGAAAAGUUAAAAUUGUUUAGUGUUGUAGUGCAGGCUAAAGAUCAGGGCUCUCCAUCUCUGAGCAGCAACGCAACUGUUCAUGUGUUUAUUUCGGACCGAAACGACAAUGCACCUGCUGUCAUUUACCCGUCCACAUCCAUGGGGUCUGUCACUCAUCAGAGGAUGCCCCGUUCUGCUAAAGCAGGACAUCUCGUUACUAAGGUAACAGCAGUGGACGCGGACUCGGGUCAUAAUGCCUGGCUGUUCUACAGACUCGCAGAGGCCACGGACGCGUCUCUGUUCAGUGUCAAUUUACAUACGGGAGAGGUGAGGACUAAACGCGCUGUUUCAGAGCACGAUGACUCCUCUCAGAGACUGCUAAUAGAAAUAAAGGAUAAUGGAGAACCAAUCCAAUCCACCACAGUCACAGUGGAUAUACUAAUAGAAGACGGCUUUCAUGAACCCAUCUUAGACUACAGAGAGAAAACUAUCGAGCCCAACAAGAAAACUGGCAAAAUUACUUUAUACCUCAUCAUCUCUUUGGCUUCCGUGUCCUUGUUGUGUCUGUUGACGUUUUUCAUUUUACUGGUGAAAUGUGCGCGAGGCAGUAGAGGCGGCUCAAGCUGCUGUAUCAGGAGGACACAUUCUGAAUACAAGAACCCCAAUAGAAACCUACAGAUUCAGCUCAACACUGACGGGCCCAUUAAGUAUGUGGAGGUUCUGGGAGGAGAUAUGAUGUCUCAGAGUCAGUCCUUUGGCUCGUAUCUCUCUCCAAUGUCAGAAUUCAGUGAUCUCACCCUCGUUAAGCCCAGCAGCACCACAAAUUUUACAGAUACACUAAACGUGCUUGAUGCGUCAUUACCAGACAGUGCGUGGACGUUCGAGAGCCAACAGGUGAGACAAACCUAAAUGUGAAAAGUUAAUGUUUUUACAUACGCUAUUAUUUAUACUUAACAGAGAUAGGGGAAGGCUACUUUCAGCACCUUGGAAAGCGCCAUGUGUACGUUUAUCUGUGCAAAGCACCUUUUUUUGCAACAGACAGACAACAGACAGACAGACAGACACACACACACACACACACACAUACAUACAUACAUAUAUAUACAUAUAUAUGUGUGUGUGUGUGUGUAUGUGUGUGUAGUACAAAGACAACACAUAAAAUAUGACCACACAUGAUACAUAAUGCUCUUUUUUUUCUAUUGUAUUGUUCUUUGGUGUGAGUUUGAUAGUAAGUGCUGAUGCUGCGCCUUUAAGAGGGUACUGCUUAUUGGUUAUUGCGAUUUAUCUCUGCACCAAUCACAUGCAGAAUUGUACAAAGAGAUCUACUCCCUCCCCCACUGACAUUACAACGCUCAGUGUAAGCGGAGAGAGGGGAUGCUCUGAUCUCUCCUAUAAAAUGGAUUCUAACAUAUUUUUGAGACAAAAUGGACAAGCAAAAUUGUCGUCGUGGUGGGAUCCGUAGUUUUUAUUAGAACGAGGAAUCGCCUGGAUUUAAAAUCAA